Messenger RNA from Lethenteron reissneri (Far Eastern brook lamprey), 1142 nucleotides. RefSeq lists its product as uncharacterized. The record is from RefSeq and is a predicted model, not a curated record. NCBI's taxonomy places the organism in Eukaryota, Metazoa, Chordata, Hyperoartia, Petromyzontiformes, Petromyzontidae.
AUGCCGAGGCUACUCAGAUUCAAGAAAUUUGAUUAUACUCAGCCUGAGGACUUUGAAGACGACGCGGUGACCAAUUCUGACGAUGAAAAUGGCGACAAGGCAAAGCCUGCAAAGAAGGCCUUGAGCGGAACCAAGAAGUCCCGUCAAGUCACGGCCUUGAACACAGCAGCAGGAACAGCAAGAGACGGAAGACCGUCCCUGGACGACGAGCGUCUCUUUGAGAGGGAGCUCAAGGAGGUCCUUGCCCUCGCUGGUGAUCAGACGGAAGUGGCGGCGUCUUCGCGGGAGAGUUCACAGGAAGCCGUGGGCAGUGCCACCGUCAACACGGACGACCCACCCGACAACGAGACGGGCGAGUCCUCGGAGUCCGCUGGGAAGUCCGACAGCGAUGACAGCGACCACAAGAAGCCCUUCUGGAAGUUCAAGGUGCCUAGGGUCACCGCCGCCACCGCCAACAGGAGAGGGAGCAAAGCCGCCGUGGCCAGGGGCAGCAGAACAACGGGCGCGGCGCGUGGAGCCGGGGCGGAUGUCGGGCCAGAUCCUGCCCCUCGGCAAUCAGCGAAGCGCCUCCCCCCGCCCGCGUUCAACGAAGCCGGCGUCGCGGAUCGUGCCACCGCAUCGCCUCUACCCAAGUGGGUUCCUCCAGGUCCGGCCUUGCAUCUUGGCCUCUCGAAACGAGCCAAGCUGACGCCUCUCCACCCUGACUCAACAUGAAAUCACCACGGAUCACCACAGAUCACCACGGACCACCACAGCCCGCCACAGAUCACCACAGAUCACCAUGGACCACCACAGCCCGCCACAGCCACCAGCCACUGACUCUUUCAACAUGCCAUGACAUGUCCCAGUCAGCCACUAAGCCAUUCCACUUGCCACGGUCUGCGAGUGAUACAUUCCAAACUCUGAGCACUACCACGGUUUGCCACUGAACCAUGGCCUUGUCUGGGACAAGCACUUACCCAUUCAACCGCCAAGGGCUACUACCACUGACAGCCCAAGUGCAACUCAACUUGCCAUUACUCAACGUAUACAAGACCCGCCAUGCCUCAAUAGGUGCGGUCUGCUGUAAGCCGACCUGACUUGCCACCGUAGAGAUUGCCGCAGCCCGCUGUGAGGUGACUGCUCGCUGCCUGCAGCCACGG